AUGACCGAAUACAAACUGGUCGUUGUGGGCGAUGGUGGUGUGGGGAAAUCGGCGUUGACGAUCCAAUUAAUUCAGAAUCAGUUCGUUGUGGAGUACGAUCCAACGGUGAGGUUUUGUAUUUUGUUUUCCUGGUUUUAGGUAUUAAAGAGAUGAAGAGGUAGAAAAGGUUAAAGAAAGGUGCAGUAUGGUUAAUAUUGGGAUAGGAAAACAUGUAAUAGGGAUUUUACUAGCCUUUUUGUUUUUUAUUUGGGCUUUAGGUUAAACGUUUGAAGGUCUAGGUUGAAUUACUUUAUUUUAGCAGGGUCUAAUGGGUAUACCUACAAAAAGCUGUUGUAAGCUAAUAUUUUGACUAUUAGACUAUAAUUCAUUGGUAUAUAUUGAAAAAAAUACAUAUUAUAUUUAUUUCUCAUUGACUAUAUGUGCUUUUUUACGCUUAUUGACGGUGGUAGGUCAAGUUAUAUUACUUUAGGCACUUUUCUUGGGUGUACCUAUAACAAUAAGUUAAAACUUUAGCUUGCUAAUUUAAAUAUGAGAAAAUUUACUAUAUUUACGUGAAAUAGGGUUUUAUGUUUCUAAUAAGUUGUGUGUUUAGAUGUUAUAUGCAUUGAUGGGCGUGGUACAUUUAUUUAUAUUGUUCCUGUCUUAUGUGACACAGAUGUUUGACGAAAAAUGUUGUAAUUGUGCUUUUGCUUCUUUAUAUAGAUUUCAGGUGUUUUAACUAGACAAAACGAAUAGUUACUCAUGUUUUUACACACACUCUAGUACUCAAUUUGUGCAUAUGACUUCCCUAAAAGCAAUUAUAUUGCUCGUGUUUUCGAAAAUUCAAACUUAUCUUUCCAAAUUAUUUCAGAUAGAAGACAGUUAUCGCAAACAAGUCCUAAUAGACGGCGAGACGUGUCUGCUGGACAUUCUUGACACGGCCGGUCAAGAGGAGUAUUCAGCGAUGCGGGAUCAGUACAUGCGGACGGGCGAGGGCUUUCUACUUGUUUUUGCACUUAAUGAACUCAAAUCUUUCGAAAAUAUUAAUCAGUACAGGGAACAAAUAAAACGCGUCAAGGACUCGGAAGAGGUAAGGGUCACAGCUUUUUGGUGUUUCGUUGUUUUAGUUAUGUCUAUAUUCAUCAUGAUGAGAUGGGUCAUGAUGGAUAAUAUGAAAUGACGUUUUGAGUUAUAACUUUUGGGGGAUAAUUUACAUUUUUAGUUUAAACAGGUUGAUUUAUUUUAGUUUUUAUUAUCUUAACAUUCCCUAAUUAUAGUGUUUAUGGUUUAUUUUAAGGUGCCGAUGGUCCUGGUAGGCAACAAAUGCGACCUCCCCCAACGUGCCAUGGAUCAGCGGCAAAUCGACGAUCUGGCCCGUAAUUUUGGCGUCCCCUACGAACAGACCUCGGCCAAAACGAGGGUGGGCGUAGACGACGCAUUCCACGCACUGGUCCGAGAGAUACGAAAACACAAAGAGAAACAGAAGGAAAAGCCGAAGAAGAAGAAGAAGUGCAACAUUUUGUGA
Bursaphelenchus okinawaensis is the source of this 1504-nucleotide messenger RNA. Lineage: Eukaryota; Metazoa; Nematoda; Chromadorea; Rhabditida; Aphelenchoididae. The record is from the annotation of a GenBank genome assembly.